This is a messenger RNA of Eufriesea mexicana, 2636 nucleotides long. Its product is annotated as membrane metallo-endopeptidase-like 1. Lineage: Eukaryota; Metazoa; Arthropoda; Insecta; Hymenoptera; Apidae. Gene Ontology annotation, cellular component: plasma membrane. Bases 315 to 2564 code for a protein of 749 amino acids. Gene Ontology annotation, biological process: protein processing. Gene Ontology annotation, molecular function: metalloendopeptidase activity. The record is from RefSeq and is a predicted model, not a curated record. The transcript is spliced from 18 exons.
UGAAAGUUCAGAGGAGAACAAGUCGCCGAUAAAUUUCUGCUCAGUCACACGAUACACUCCGCUUGCAAUUUCCCCAUAAAUUCCAAUCAUCGAAUAUCGGACAAUGAUCAGCAGGCUGUGAUCAGCUACAACAAUUGUCCCUGGGAUUCGGCGAAUUUUUGGGAUUCCCAUUAGAAUUUAAAAUUCACGAAAAAAAGAUGAUUCAUCUCCUACAGCGAGAGAGAUAUAUAUAAUACGAGCGAGAAAGCUGCCUUGGUGACUUUUGGAUUGCCACGGCCGAUGCAUCAGUCUAGGAUCCCGCUUCCUGGUCAACCAUGCAGCUCCUGUGGCUAAUGUGUCACUUGACAGUCGUCACGGCGAUGCCAGCGCUUCCGCCAUCGAUAUUCACGCGGAUCUGGAAGAACGUGAACACGAUGAACGACACGGAAGCGGACUCGUACCACGACUACCGUGGAAAUCCGAAGCAGAACGUGUGCGAGUCCGAGCACUGCUACGAGAUCGCGAAGAGGAUUCAGCAAAGCAGAGAUACGAGAGCUGACCCGUGCGAAGAUUUCUACCAGUACGCCUGUGGUUCAUGGGACAAGUACAACCCUGUUCCAGAGAACAAGCUCGAAUGGUCCGAGGAUCACAUCAUCGCCGACGAAACCAACAAACGCGUCAGAGAAGUCCUCGAGGAAUACGAUAACGCCGCUGAUAUCCCGCCUGUCAGAAUGGCCAAGAAGCUCUACCGUUCGUGCAUGGAUAUAGAUGCAAUUGAAAAGAGAGGGAUAAAGCCGAUUCUGGAGAUCGUGGACAAAAAUGGUGGAUGGCCUGCAGCAAUGCCAAUGAACAAAUGGAAUCCUAAUAAAGUAACUUGGCAAAAGAUCGACAAGCACUACGUGACAUUAAUCGGCGACAAUACUUUCUACAAUUUCGAAUACGAAAUCGACUUGAAUGACACGAAGCAUUACGUAUUGACAAUAGAUCAAGAAGCCAUAUAUCCUCUGUCAAGUAAAAUAGAUUUAAGCGAAAUGCAGUCUUAUGGCGGUGCAUACAUGAUUUGCAUCAUGCGUGUAGCGCAAGCUUUUGCAGAAGAAAAAGGGUACACUCUAGAAAGAAAACAGUUAACUACGGAUGUAUUGAACAUGAUGUACUUUGAGUUGAAACUGAUAGAAAUCAUUGAAACCGGAAAGGAGAUACACACGAACAGCGAUAAUUACGAAAGAAUGACUAUCAAAGAAUUGCAGAAAUGGUAUAAUAGUUCCGGCAUUACUGAACCUACGGCGAAGAUAGACUUCUUGGACAUGCUACAACACAUAUUCAAGCUGGCCAAUAUCACCAUAACCUCAUCCGAACCCAUCAUGGUAUACAAUCCGAAAUUUCUUCAUAAGCUGGCCGGGUUGCUUGGAGGCACCAGCGAACGUGUGCUGGUGAACUACAUCCAAUGGAAUAUGGUGAACAAAUUUCUGUCAUACACCACGCAGGAGAUGAGGGAUAUUCAGUUCAACAUAUCGUUCUCCUCGUACAAUGUAUCCAAUUAUGUUCCACGAUGGCAAGAUUGCGUGCAAAACAUAAGAAUGAAGGACGCAGUUUCUUACAUGUUCGUUAAAAAAUAUACCUCAGACCACGCGAUACGCGAGGCGACGAAAAUGGUUAAAAGGAUAAAGGAGAAAUUAAAAUCGCGCAUAGCACAGGCCCAGUGGCUACCAAGUCCCAUGAAACUGCUAUUAACGCAGAAACUGGAUAACUUAGGGAUUGAAAUUGGAUAUCCAAAGUGGUACAAGGACGACGAUGCUGUUACUCGAUAUUACGACGGGCUUCGCAUAGGCACGGAUUAUUUUCAAAAUAUCCUGAACUGCCAAGAAAAGGAACUCGUAAAGAGUCUAAUCGAAUUCAGGGAACCUGUCGUGAAAGAAGAAUGGUUAGAAUAUCCCAUAACAGUAAACGCGUUUUACACUCAGAUAAUCAAUGCAAUAUUCAUACCAGCAGCUGAACUGCGAGACGCUUAUUUCACGCCUUCUUUACCAGACGCUAUUAAUUAUGGAAUCAUCGGAUUCAUAAUCGGCCACGAAAUAUCCCAUGGCUUCGACGACGAUGGAAUAAAAUUCGACAAAGAGGGCUACAGGAUUUCAUGGACCUCUCGACACGCGUCGGACGAGCACAAGCAACGAUCGAAAUGCUUCGUCGAUCAAUAUGGCAAUUACACCUUCGAUUCCACCGACGAGAAUGGCGAACACGUUAAGCUGGAUGGAUAUCUGACAAAGAACGAGAACAUGGCAGACUCGGUUGGCAUACAGAUCGCUUAUUCGGCGUACAAGACAUUAACAGAGCAGAAGAAGCAAACGAAGCUACCUGGUCUGGAGCACAUCUCAAACGACGAACUCUUCUUCCUAACCUUCGCCAAUUCCUGGUGCUCGACGAUGAGGCCACAGUACGAGCAGAUGGUAAUGAACGAUGACGAGCACAGCCCUGCAAAGUACCGCAUCAUAGGCUCCCUUUCCAAUAUGGCGGCGUUCUCCAAAACCUUCAAGUGCCCGCGAAACAGUUCUAUGAAUCGACGACACAAGUGUACACUGUGGAAUUAGUAUCGUAACAUGCUAGGCAAACUUUGAACAAAGUACGGACAGAAAUAGAAUGGUACUUAUCGGUUUCUAAUC